Messenger RNA from Leptidea sinapis, 4127 nucleotides. It is a transcript of the gene shakB, whose product is annotated as innexin shaking-B. The transcript has 8 exons. Bases 526 to 1785 code for a protein of 419 amino acids. Gene Ontology annotation, molecular function: gap junction channel activity. The record is from RefSeq and is a predicted model, not a curated record. Lineage: Eukaryota; Metazoa; Arthropoda; Insecta; Lepidoptera; Pieridae. Gene Ontology annotation, cellular component: gap junction; plasma membrane.
AUGUUUAACUAAAAUGCGACUAUAAAACAUCAGAUAUUAAAAGAAUACGUUCUACAGAAUUGUGUCACAAACAAAAUAAACGUUGGCCCACUUUUGUUGAAUUAUUCGCUAAAACCGUUGAGUUCCACAUUAAAGAUCAAAGCGAGACUACAUGGAGUUAGUUAAAUUAAUGGCUAGAAUUAGUUGUUAUUAUUAGUAUUGUAUUUUAAAGUAUUGGUUUAUUGGAAUAGUGAAAAUUUGCGUCAGAUAUGACGGGUGAACGGCGUUAGGCGCACGUGGCCGGACGCAACCGUGUUGUGACAACUUUAUUUGUGAAUCGUGUCGUGUCAAAAUUAAUCUUCUGUGAGUGCUAUGACAAAUUGUAGCCCGUGUUAAUUAUUCUGUGACCAAUGGACGUAUUCCUGUUACUCUUCAAAGGCCUUAAAAUUGAUGAUGUAAGUUGUCGUAGGUACAUGCUAGAUGGCGUUGCUCGCGCAUGUUGAGCGAGGCUAGCCGCUAAGCUGUCAGUCGCGCGCCGACUACCCGAUGGGAAAGACGUCCGGAGGGCGCCCCGACGCAGGAGUCCGUGCUCAGAGAUUCAGUAGCCGCAGAGAGUCGGGUGUAGCGUGGGGGCGCCGCGGGCGGGGCGUUGCUGGCGCCCGGGGCGCGAGCGGCGCGUGGCGGCGACGCGAGCGAGCUGGACACCCGCGCAGGCCCAUGGAGAUCCUCACCAGCAUCUACGCGCUGCUCGCUGGAGGGCAAGGAAUUAAUCCAAAGAUCGAUUCAAUAGCCUUCCGACUACAUUGUGGAGCAACAACGGCCGCGCUUCUUGCUGCCAGCGCUGCACUGACCACGCGCCAUCUUGUGGGAAACCCCAUAGACUGCAUUCACACAAGGGACAUCCCGGAGGACGUCCUGAAUACCUACUGCUGGAUCCACUCAACCUUCACGGUGGCUGGCGAGGCGGGCGCUUACCCCGGCGUGAGGGGAGCGGGGAACUCGCCUCGCCGCUACGGGAAAUACUACCAGUGGGUCGCUUUCUCGCUGUUCCUGCAGGCAAUGUUGUUCUACGCUCCACGGUGGCUUUGGAAGUCGUGGGAGGGAGGCAAGAUCCGCGCUCUCAUGAUGGAUCUGGAUGUGGGGGUCUGCACCGAGAUUGAGAAGAAGACUAAGAAGAAGCUGAUCCUGGACUAUCUCUGGGAGAACCUGCGCUACCACAACUGGUGGGCCUACAGAUACUAUCUGUGUGAGGGGCUGGCUCUUAUUAAUGUUAUAGGACAAAUGUUCCUAAUGAACCGGUUUUUUGACGGCGAGUUCAUGACGUUUGGGCUGGAUGUAAUCGCCUACAUGGAGUCCGACCAGGAAGACAGGGUUGAUCCUAUGAUAUAUAUAUUUCCCAGAAUGGUAAAGUGCACACUAUUCAACAAGUUCGGAUCGUCCGGCGAAGUGGAGCGACACGACGCUCUCUGCAUCCUGCCACUUAACGUUGUCAACGAGAAGAUCUACGUUUUCCUCUGGUUUUGGUUCGUCAUCCUCGGCAUCCUCACCUUCAUCACGCUCGUCUACAGAAUUGUUAUUAUAUUCUCUCCACGCAUGCGGGUCUACAUGAUGAGAAUGCGCUUCAGACUCGUCAGGAGAGACAACGUCGAUACCAUCGUUCGGAGAAGCAAAAUGGGCGACUGGUAUCUUCUAUAUAUUCUCGGGGAGAACCUUGACUCAGUCAUAUUUAGGGACAUCAUGCACGAGUUUGCGAACAAAUUAAAUCACAACUACCAACAUCAUAUCCAUGGCGUUCCUGACGCGUGACCUCCGGUCCCAGGGUGGGUGUUCCACACGUGACUGACGUCGUUACAGCGCCACAUGGACCCGCCUGUCUGAGUGCGCUGUACAUAACCAAGUGUCUAUAGACUUCAUUAAUAUUUCGUGUUCAAUGUAUGAGCGAUGCAAAGCGGACCCAAUUAGUCGCAUUGGGGCACCCCACGCCCACGCUGGACAAUAUUAGCCGCGGAGUGUAUCAUAUUAUAUCAAAGACUUGUUUAAAUGAUAUUUGUAAUUGUAAUAGUGCAAUUCUAAAACGCAAUAAUAGAUUGUACUUAAUGUUAAGAACGUGAUCUCAGGAUAAAAUCUGUCAAAGGCCUUUAUAAACUCAUCGACGGCUAUUCAGUUAGAGUGUCUAGUGUUCAACUUUUAGAAGUACUUUUACUUGUAGUUUGGCUGCUCUUAGAAAUUGUUUGUCGGGAAUGCUUCGUUACUAUACCAUAGCAAUAAUAAUAUUAUGAGGAUAAGCACACAGAUUGCACACCACUUAUCUUUUUACACGAUUUCUCACUUGCAAAAUGUUUCAGACCAAAUAUGAAAUUAAAAGCAAUAAUAUUAGCGUUAAGAAUUGGCAAAGCAUUUCGAUGUAAGGUAAAAUGUUAUUUAGAAAAAUAUAUAUUAAAUAUUUGGCGUAUCUGCCACGUGUGUACUCUUUUGUGAGCCAAAAGACAUAAUUAAAUAAGCCACCAACAAGAGUGGAACAAAAAAUGGUAUGAGUCGAAUAUGGAACCCGAUUCAAAGGACAUCUUAAAAGAUUUUGUAUUCACGGAAUAAAAUAGAUUUCAAUCUGUUGGAUUCGUUCGACUAAAUAUUCCAUUUCAAUUUUAAUUGAACGUGCUUAGUUCGGAAUUAUCUAUUAUUAAAAUUGAGGAAUGGUUGGGUUAUGUAAGGGGCUCAGACAAAGGAAUAAUAUACCGAGAGCGUAACUGGAAAGUGAAGUCAGAAAAAGGAAACCAAAAGAACUUUUGCUUGCGGGUACGGAGAAUUGAGACUGAGACUCUAAAACGAUAAAAAAAGAAGUAAGGAUUGUAUUUCUAAGAUAUUCCUUUAUCUAUCUUUACUUUCGAGAAUGCGCUGUGUAAAUCUUUUGUUUUGAGGUUAGUGAUUACAUCUGUUGAAGUUGUUGUGUUUAAGUAGUUUAUAAUGUGAUGGUUGUUUGUGAGUAACAAUGUAAGCAAUUUUAGUAUCUGUUUUCUUAUCUGCCAAUAAUGAUAUAAUUUAGCUAACUCAAUAACUAAAGUAUUAUUAAAUUACGUAAACAUGAAUACUGCCAUUGGUAUAGAUAUGAUCGACUAUCGAACAUUCUAGUGCAUUUCAAUAUUUAUAUCUCGAGUACUUGGCUUCGAAAAUCGGCGGGAUUAACGGGACGGCUUGUUCAAGGUGAUUUUUUAUUUAUUCAGAUUUAUUUCAUGUCGUUUUAGUUAGCUCCGAUCAUUUUGUUGUUGAAAUUUUAAUGUGAUUCAAUGUUUAAUUAAUAUUGAUGGUUUUGCUUUGUGAUUGUUUAAAUUUUUAAAAUUUUAAAUAUCAAGUCACUUUAUAGGUUAUCUCUUCAAGACACAGGCAAGUAAUAUUUGCUAUGGGAACUAUUGUUGAUUUUCGAGAUUCGUUAGUUACGUUUGCCGAAACAGUAUUAUUGAUGUAUUUUUUAUUUGUUUUAUUACUCUGUCCCAGGUGCUGUGGUUCGCUGUGGUAUAGGUAGUUUUCUUUUUAUGCAUUUUAUAAAUGAUCAAAUCUAUAAAGCUUUAUAAUCUAAUCAUUUUAAUUGCUUGUUAUAAUGUACUUUAAAAUAUGUUAUCGUGUAUUUGUUAUUUAUUUAUGCCUUGAGAGGCUGCACGUUCCAACCUAUAAAAUAUACACAUGGCACUCAUCCAAAAAUGCAGAGUUUCGGAGCUAAAUACUUUAUCUCUAGUCAUUUAACUUGUAAUUGUAAACUUAAAGUGCUGCAAGACUUAGUAUAGGUAUUACGGAUUAAGUAAAGAAGACGAAAUAUGCCAUUUCACGUUGAAAGAAAAGGUUUCCCGAAAAAAUUCGCAUAUAAAUCUAAUUAAAUCUAGAAUAUUAAAUGAACAUUAAUGCUUUGAUCGUUAUAAGAAUACAAGAAAAUAUUCGGGUUAGCUUAGACUAUAUUAUGAUAAGAAAAGAUUUCACACUUAUAUUUGUAGUUCAUUGAAUGUCUAAUUUCAUGCAGCAUUUAAUUUACAAUUACAAGUAUAAUCAUCUUAAUACUCAUCAGUAAUUGUAGAAUGGAACGCCAAUAAUGUGCCAAAAAUAGAACGGUGUAUAAGAAGGGAAGUUACCUUGAAAAUAUCAAAUAAAUUAUGGAAAAAAUA